CGGCCGCCGUUAUAAAGGCCACGAGACACUAGCCAGCGCUGGUAACUGCUGGAAGAAACGUUGAUAUGGAUUCUAUUAAGAAGACGCUGCCAAAGACAUAUAUUCGCAAACAUGUUCUGCAAGAGGUCGAGCUUGCCUUGACUCAUUUUAAGGAUCUCAAACCUGCCAUGGAGGAUUAUGUAUAUAAUGACGGGAAGAAAAAGAACCUGCUCAAUCUCAAGGGAAUCAUUCCUGUCACCUACAAAGAAACCACCUACAACAUCCCAAUAUGUGUGUGGCUGGAGGAGAAUUACCCCCAAUCGGCCCCCAUCUGCUACGUUAAACCCACACAUAACAUGAUGAUUGUAAAGCAAGACUUCAUCACUAGCAACGGCGAGGUCAUGCUGCCGUACCUGGAGGAGUGGAAACAGGGUGAGUGUGACCUGGUGAGUCUGCUGCAGGUGAUGGUGAUCACGUUUGAAGACAGCCCUCCUGUAUGUAUGCGGCCACCUCCACUUCCAGAGUCGUCCUGUUGGUGGCAGUUCCUUAAAGCACAGAUUUACUCCAAGAGCGAUGGAACAUUUUGUUUGAGUUUAGCGAAUGAAGACAGUCGUCCGCAUCUGCAGGACAAAGAAACCAACUGUUAGUUUACUGAUGUAUGUAGCUUUCUAUUGUUUGUGCAGCUAGUUCAGUUUCUCAGAUUAUAUGUCUUUGAGUUUUGUUCCUAUUAAAAAGGAUGAUUGUAAUUGUAAUAUUUGUUUAUAUUUGAUUCAAUAAAAAUGUAUGACUUGAGUACUAUGUUAAUUUUCAUUCGGUUUUAUUGUUUAAAUGAAUGUAAAAACUUAACUGCGCACUAUUGUUCAACUCAUAAAUCACGGUUGAACUACAGUUAUAAUCUGUAAUAACAGAUUAAUAGUAAAUACUGAAAAGAAAUAAGU
Molecule: messenger RNA, 917 nt
Organism: Synchiropus splendidus (mandarinfish)
Lineage: Eukaryota; Metazoa; Chordata; Actinopteri; Syngnathiformes; Callionymidae
Exons: 6
Coding region: 66-626 (186 amino acids)
Biological process (GO): protein transport; protein modification process; endosome to lysosome transport
Cellular component (GO): ESCRT I complex
Molecular function (GO): ubiquitin binding
Source: RefSeq, a predicted model, not a curated record